Molecule: messenger RNA, 4595 nt
Organism: Zootermopsis nevadensis
Lineage: Eukaryota; Metazoa; Arthropoda; Insecta; Blattodea; Termopsidae
Source: RefSeq, a predicted model, not a curated record
GCUUUUAAAAUUCUCAAGCUAUCGUCAGGUGAGCAGUGGCACUGCUGCCGCUAAGGUGAAGGCUAAAGUGGCGGCUACAUCGCGGCCUCACACACUGCGCAUCCAGCUGUCUGGCCAUCAUCAUCAUCAUCAUAAUUCCAGCAUGGCCUCUGACGAAUCCAUUGGCAGCUGCUCACUUGAUGUUGAUGUCACAGCUAGUGAUGCUUCAGACUGUGUGGAUUUGAGUACAGUGUCUGCCUGUACACUAAGAAGUUUACAGUUGUCAACAAAAACUCCUGAUCCUGAUUGUAUAGCUACCAUAUCUCCUGGAGGGGCUUCAACACCUGAGUAUGUUAAGCGGACUGCUCGUCUCUUUGAAUCCUCUGGUAGCGCAGACUUAGGAAGUCAGUCACCAAAAAGUUCGGUACUUCAAAACAAUGGAAGACAUGCCGGCUUGAGUAAAACUAACGAUGUUCCCAGUGUGGUGGUAGUCAAUGGGGCCAAUUCAGUGAAGACUGGAGAAAAUUUAUUAAAUGGUGGUGGUUUUACAGGAAAGAAACCUUCCUAUUUAGGUUUGGCUUGCUCAGUAAGUGGCUAUAGUGGCAUUACAACAUAUGAUAGUAAGCUGCGCGAAGGAUUUCGUUCACGAGAUCAUAGCCCAGGACGUCUGGGCAUCAUAAAAAGUCGAGAUGCGAGUCCCUUGCGACAAGGAGCUGAUCAGUUUGAAAAACAUUUUACCCCAACUUACAGAUCAGACUGUGGGAAUUUUCUGGUUGCACCACCUGCAAAAGUAGGUGGUUUGAGUAGUGCAGAUGUUGACAGAGUGUCCUCAUUAUCACCCACAAAAUCAGGAUCAAAUGUUAUAGAAGCAGUCAUAUUUGGAAAUGGAAAUAUAAGCAGUGGAAAUCAAGUAGGUGUGAUAAAUUAUAAGGAUAAGAAUAAAAUUGAGAGCUCCGAAUUACAAAGGACGAUGGGGGAUGAUGCGAAUUUUGUGACAACUGGUCAUCAUACAGUGAAUGGUGUAUCAGGAAAAGUAGAUACCACUGAAACUGAAUGUAAUCGUAGACCUUUAGACAGUUCUCAGUGUGUGGAUAGUUACAGUAGUUCCACUAAAGAGGAGUUUUUUUCUGGCUUUACAUCUAAUAUACAAAAAUCUGCACAAAAUUUAAUGUCUUCGAUGUUAACAACAGACUCUUCAUUUUCUUCAACACACUAUGAAUCUUCAGUUAUACAAUCAACAAAAUCAAGAGACGCGACAGACUUUUCUUCGCCUCUGAAGAACUCUUCUGUAACGUCAGUGCCUAGAGAUGGUUUUGGAGCUUUCUCUCCUAUCAGAUGUUCACCAGAAUCACCAAAGAUUGUUUCAGGUUCCUGUGUGACUUCUUCACCUAGAGACAGUUCCAGUCUGUCAUCUCCUUUGAAACAUUCUCCAGAUUCUCCAAAAACUUCUUCAAAGGAUUCCCUCAGUACACCCGCAACAACAUCCCCUCAGAAACGAUCCCCUGGAACUGUACGAGUUGUGGAAUUCACAUCUCAGACAAAAAGCUAUGUGCGUACAGCAUUUGUCUCUGGUAGUUCAGUGGAAUCUGCUUCAACAUAUACAGCUCAGGGUUAUUCAGAUUCACCUCAACUGAAGGAACUUGUGGAUGGAUCAAAAAGAACGAGCUAUGUAAGAAACAUUCACUCUGAGUUGGCUGCAUGUGACUCGUCUGACAAUGAGGGAUCUUCUGUUACAUUUGCAGCUAAAACUAAUGCCUCAAAUUCAGAAACUACUGUGUGGGCAAGCAAGUCUUUCAUUCAGCAGAGGGUGGAGCGUUUGUAUGGUCCUGGGGCAUUGGCUCAAGGUUUCUUUAGAAGAACACGCCAUAAACCUUCUGAUGAAGUCCAGGGUCCAUGUGAAAGCCAUACUCCACAUAAUGGCUACUGCCAUAACAGUAGUCCUACACUGCCAGUGUUGAGGCAUUUGCGUCCAGAGUUUCGUGCACAGUUAUCUUUGGGGCCUGCAACUAAGAAACUGAAUGAACAUGAUGGUGGAACACCAGCUAUUGAAGAAACCAGAGCAGACGUAUCUAAACGAUCUUCAGCAAGGAUUAUACCAAUUCAGCAACAAGUCUCAGUAGAGAGCCUGACAGAAAGCUUAACAGAUCUUCAGCCUGCUGCUCCAGAUGUAGUUCUACCCAUUGAGCAGACUCAGUCAGUUUCUAAUCAACCAUCUGAACGAUCAGAAGAUGGUGGUGACACAGUUUCUCAAAUACAGAAGGAUGGACAUUAUUUCUUAAAGUUGCUGAAGCAAGAGAUAGAUCGACUGAAUGGGCUUGUGGAAACUACAGAAGCUGACUUGACAAGUGGAGGGUCACUGCCUGAAGAGGCCUUAGGAAAGUUACGAGCCGCCUCUGGGCAAGCUAAGUUGCUGAUACGACAGAAGCUGCAGCAGUUUGAAGGGCUGUGCCACAAGAACAUUGCACAGAGUUCAGAAGAGCCGUUCCCAACAACCAGUGAAGAUUUGGCAGGAUUCUGGGAUAUGGUUAUGCUCCAAGUUGAACAUGUGAACAAACUGUUUGAAGAGAUCACAGCUCUAAGAGCAGCUGAUUGGGUGGAGGCUAAGGUUCGAGUCAAGGAUGUGGUAGAUGGGAUACCAAAACGAAGAGUUGCAGGUGGAACAAAACGUAGUUCUGCAGCUCCAACCAAGAGUUCUACAAGCAGUGAGGCAGCUCGCAAGGCUCGAGAAGAAGGCCGUAGGAAGAUGAUGGAAGAAAGACGUAGGGCCAUGCGGGAGAAGCGGGAUGCUGGAGCCACAUCAGAUCAGGUAGAGAUAUUUGUACCACAGGAGAACGGUAAGUAGCGAGUGCAGGAGGUUGUGGUUAUGGAAGCAGCAUAUGACUGCCAGGUACUGCCAAUAUUUUUGCACAGCAAACUGACUGUAGGGUUUAUUGAUAUGGAAAGGAAAAGGUGAUUCUGUUACAUAGAACUUUCAAUUUGGACAUAAGGAAAAAGCCGAAAGUUGUGAAGGUGUCAAACGUUGCUUGAAUCACAUCAUGAAACAGCAGACAAAUUUUAGCCUAAUAAGUCAUUGAUUCACAUUUAAAAUUAUUUGUUUCUUAGUCAAGCUGAACAACUUUAUGGUGUGUGUUCUAUAUCAAUACGUUUGUGAAGAUCCAGAGUGAUAUAUUGUCAUGAUUUAAUAAAUAUAAUACAGAAUGGCAUAAAAUAUAUUGUUUAAGUGUUUUAUGCUACCUUUUAAAGUUUUUAAGUUUACAAACUAGGGUUACCAACUCACAUAUAAACUAAAUUUUGAACAGUGGUUGUUGAUGAGUAGAGAGAGGGCCUUAGUUCAAUCUCUGUAAGAAAGACGCCUUGGUCUUGGUGGGUGAUUGUAUGUUGAUAGUAUGGACAGUUAACAUAAUGUUGAGAAAUUUCAGUCAAACAACCAUUUUGGGGCCCAUUAUGUCAACUCUGCUCCAGUUUAGUGACUCGUAGGAAGAUUCCUGGGUUAAACUGUGAUGUAAAUAUUGAUAUUAGGGGGGAUAGAGAUAGAUUAGUGCCAGCCGGAAGUCGACAAAUUAAACUUGUAUGGUGUUAAUCUUAACUCCAGAGAUUCUUUGGAAAUUGGUAGAAAAGUCUUAAUUGUUGCAGAGUGCAGACUUAUUUUUGUAUUGAGCAUACAUAUUAGGAGUGACAGUGAAAAUAAUGAUAAUUCCAGAGCAUUUAAAAUGUACAAAGAUAAACCUUCAGGUCAUUUAUGAAUCCCAUAUAAGGAAAGCUAUUUGAGAUUCUUGAAUUUUCAGUGUUUGGGGGGUGGGGGGACUUGAAUAAAAUCACUUUUAUGAAACAAAAUCUAACAGUUAAGUUAUCACUCAAAAUGACCUUGCUGAAUGAAAAUUUGGACUCUCAAAUUUUUUAAUAAAAUUAAAUGCUUGACAAACAUAUUUUCUGAACUAGCGCUAAACAAGGAACUGGACGUUUAUCAACAGCAGUGGCCAUGUUCUCUCUUGCUCCGUUACUUGUCCUAAGGACAUGCAGGUUGACUAAACCACGUGACACAAAUAGUAUGUCUUUGAAAUCAUGAAAGAUGUCCAAAUCAUUGGUUUCAGAACCUGCACGUUUAUGUCAUUAAAUUUUUAUACAAAUUCUUUUCGUAAAAUAAUUUUUGAUUUGGAAACAAAACAGUUUGAAAUUUUAACUCUUUUCUAAUCUUAGUAAUGGACAAGUGUUUUGCAGUAUGUAACAUCUCAGCCCAACAAUAUUCCCACUUUCAUCUUUUUCUAACAGUGCUGAUUAAUGAAUGAAUUUAAAGGAGACCCGUCACUGGUUAUUCAUGACUUACCACACUGAACAAGUUUAAACCAGAACUUUAAUACUGCUAACAGAACAGAGCAUAAAGACAGCAUGGUUAUGCCACCUUCAAAUACUGAUGUUUCAGUUCUUCAAGAAAGUUUUAACUUCAAAUGAACUUGGUUUUCUUUGGAGCAGAUAUUUGGAAAAAGAGAACAGUUAAACAUGGAUGUAUAUACCAUAUUUACUCAUGUAUAACAUGCUUGGUCCCUCGCCGUAGCCGCGCGGUCUGAGGCAUCAUGCUUCGGACCAGCGAUACGGAAUGCGCUCUGGUUCGAGUCUCG